This is a messenger RNA of Daphnia pulex (common water flea), 1607 nucleotides long. RefSeq names its product THO complex subunit 3-like (gene tex). The coding region runs from base 455 to 1411 and encodes 318 amino acids. The record is from RefSeq and is a predicted model, not a curated record. Gene Ontology annotation, cellular component: THO complex part of transcription export complex. The transcript is spliced from 5 exons. Lineage: Eukaryota; Metazoa; Arthropoda; Branchiopoda; Diplostraca; Daphniidae. Gene Ontology annotation, molecular function: protein binding. Gene Ontology annotation, biological process: mRNA export from nucleus.
GAUCUCGUCUGAUAGAGGCUGGACGCCCUUCGCUUGUUGAGUUCAUUGUGUGUGUGUGUGUGUGUACUAGUCACGCUUGAUUACGGUGUGUGUCCCGUGUUUGGUAACAAAAGCAUUUCCACCUAUCCGCCCACCCUACGCCUUUUUUAUUUUAUUUUUGUUAUUUUGGGCCAGCCAGUCGAUAAACGUAUCGUUUAACGUCCGACUAAUCAGAGCCAAUUGAGGAGACGACAUUACCACCACGCAUUCCUUGCCCGACCCCUUUUUUCUUUUAUUAGUGAGUUAGGAAUUUCAAAUUUCGCGCUCCAACUGCCAUCUGGCGGAUGAAGAAGAGACUUGGCAUUGGAAAUGGCGGGACGACCGGCUUCGCGUUAGUUCGUCUGCACACACUGUGUUUUGUUGACACGCGAGUAAAGGUAUAUAAACCGCUUUUUUUUCCCGAAAUUAUAAGAAGAUGGCAGUCGCCGAAUUGGAAGAGCUGAAAAAUCAUUUUAAAACGCACACUCGAACGAGGGAAGUCUCUGCACAUUCGGCCAAGGUUCACACGGUUGAUUGGAAUUGCGAUGGAAGACGGUUAGCGUCGGGUUCCUUUGACAAGACGGUGUGCAUUUUUACUAUGGAAAGCGACAGACUGGUUAAGGAGCAAACGUUUGUGGGACACAAUGACAGUGUCGAUCAGCUAUGUUGGCACGAAACCAAUCCUGAUUUGCUCAGCACCGCCAGUGGAGACAAAACCAUGAGAGUUUGGGAUGCAAGAGUUAAAAAGAGUGUCGCCACAGUAAACACCAAGGGAGAAAAUAUCAACAUCACGUGGUCACCUGAUGGAAAUUCCAUUGCAGUGGGAAAUAAGGAAGACCUUGUUACUUUUAUUGAUGCCAGGAAUUUUAAGAUUAAAAUAGAACAUCCGUUCAAGUUUGAAGUCAACGAAAUAGAAUGGAACAAGGCUAGCAAUCUUUUCUUUUUGACUAGUGGGCAAGGCUGCAUCCACAUAUUAGAUUACCCAGAGCUUACGACCGUUCACGUCACACAGGCUCACCCCGCCAACUGCAUUUGCAUCGAAUUCGACCCCACUGGACGGUACUUUGCCACUGGGUCGGCCGACGCCCUAGUCUCUCUGUGGGAUGCCGAUGAAAUUGCUUGUUUGCGCACUUUCUCCAAGUUGGAUUGGCCAGUUCGGACAUUGAGUUUCAGUCACGAUGGGUCCAUGUUGGCGUCCGGGUCAGAGGACUUGCUGAUCGACGUCAGCCACGUAGGUACAGGCGAGCGCGUUAUCAGCAUUCCAGUUGACACGCCAACCUUCACAGUCGCCUGGCAUCCACGCUCUCACCUGCUGGCCUACGCCUGUGACGAUAAAGACGACGGAAACAGAGACGCCGGAACUGUGAAGCUCUUUGGUCUCUCUAACGAGUGAUGGGCCCAUACGAAUCAAAACUAGGAGGUCUCGUGUUUUAUACAGAAUCCAGCUUUUUUUUUUUUAUUUUUUCACUUGCAGAUUUUCUUGUUUACUCUUGUCAAGAACUAUUUGCCAAGCUUACAAACUUCAACUGUGUUGAGAGAGAUACAAGUAAAAUGGAUCUCAGAUCAGAGAUCUUUUCCAGAAAACUGAA